CCUAAGCGAAUCUGCUUCACCCGUGAAUUGACGCCUUCCAGGCAUACUUGAGGCUAGCUUUGCGGCGGAAUCCUUCCGAUCUGCUUCGACUUGCACUGGCUACAGUAGACCGCUGUUUUGAGGCAUUAUACAUGGCGUCGUCCGUCACCAUGGCAAUUGCUGUACUCUGCGGCGUACUGGCAAUGUCGAAGGUGGGCUAUGGGCAGGAUUUCAGAGUAAACACCUGUCCAAUACCCGCACAGAUCCGGAAUGGCCGUUAUACCACAACAGGUCGGAGUGUAGGAAGCACGGUGACCUACGAAUGUUUCGCUAACUAUGAGCUGGUCCGUGAGGCGCAGGCAACGUGUCUGCAGGAUGGAUCCUGGUCCAGCCUAGCACCAGAGUGUCAACGUAUCCGCUGCCCAGAUCCAACACGCAUACCUAACGCAGGUUUCCCGGUGCCGGACCCGACAGUUGGUAAUACAGUGACAUAUCGCUGUUUCCCAGGAUACACUCUAGUUGGCCAGGCUACACUGGAGUGUCAGCCGGAUAAGACAUGGUUUCCAGAGGUGCCGUCAUGCAUACAAACUACAUGCCCGCAACCAAGUAUUGAGGAUGGUCAGUACACAGUGACAUCGUCCAGCCUUAUUGUUGGUACUCGUAUAACGUAUCGAUGCAACGCAGGAUUUGAAUUGGUGGGCAACGUGGCAGCAAUCUGCCAGAACAGUGGAGAAUGGUCAAAUCAACCACCAACAUGCAGAGCAACUGGAUGCCCGAUACCAGAAAGCAUUGUCAAUGGCGGCGUGGUGUAUUUGGAGACGACGGUGGGAAGCUCUGCCUUCUAUCAAUGUAACGCUGGAUUUAACCUGAUUGGCGAGCGUGAGCGCGUGUGCCAAGCUGAUGGUAGCUGGUCUCCUGAACUUCCAACAUGCAUAGCAACACAACCACCCGAAGAGGGGUGUGAUGAAAGCAUCGUCGAAACUUUUGAGAACUUGAAUGAUGGCAUCACCGAGCUGAUAACAGUAAAGCAAUCAGACGGACGUACAGUUACACGGAUUACCUAUGAAUGUAAUAAAGGGUAUGAACUAAUUGGAUCAGACAGUGCAGAAUGUGAUCUCGACUCAUCUCCGCCACAAUGGACUAGCCCGAUGCCAUUUUGCCGACGAAACCAGUGCUUUGACCCACCAACCAUAGCAAACGGUACUAGAACAUGGACAGGAUAUAAUGCAGGAGAUACGGCAACAUACAUUUGUAAUGCAGGUUUUGUGCUGGAAGGUGAAGAUCUUCUAAACUGUCGUGACACAACAUUUGAUUGGUCUCCUGAAGCACCAGUCUGCAUCCCAAUCCAAUGUCCUCCUCCUCAACUGAUCGACAAUGGUAUCAUACUGACUGGGCGGAGAACAUACACCAUUGGAAGUAGAGUCCGGUAUGAAUGCUCACAGGGAUAUCGCCUUGAGGGAGAGGUGGAAGCCACUUGUCAAGUGGACGGCAGAUGGUCUGUAGAUCCGCCGAUAUGCAUCCGAAUUCCAAAGCUGUGCGACUCAGGUCCUUGUGUCCGUGGUACCUGUGUGGACUUGCUGAAUGACUACAUGUGUAUAUGUCCUGCUGGAUUUACAGGCAAGAACUGUGACACACCUGAACAGCCUCCAAGGCCAUGCGACUCAGAUCCUUGUGUCCGUGGUACCUGUGUGGACUUGCUGAAUGACUACAUGUGUAUAUGUCCUGCUGGAUUUACAGGCAAGAACUGUGACACACCUGAACCUCCAAAGCCGUGCGACUCAGGUCCUUGUGUCCGUGGUACCUGUGUGGACUUGCUGAAUGACUACGCGUGUAUUUGUCCUGCUGGAUUUACAGGCAAGAACUGUGACACACCUGAAGAGCCUCCAAAGCCGUGCGACUCAGGUCCUUGUGCCCGUGGUACCUGUGUGGACUUGCUGAAUGACUACAUGUGUAUAUGUCCUGCUGGAUUUACAGGCAAGAACUGUGACACACCUGAAGAGCCUCCAAAGCCGUGCGACUCAGGUCCUUGUGUCCGUGGUACCUGUGUGGACUUGCUGAAUGACUACGCGUGUAUUUGUCCUGCUGGAUUUACAGGCAAGAACUGUGACACACCUGAAGAGCCUCCAAAGCCGUGCGACUCAGGUCCUUGUGCCCGUGGUACCUGUGUGGACUUGCUGAAUGACUACAUGUGUAUUUGUCCUGCUGGAUUUACAGGCAAGAACUGUGACACACCUGAAGAGCCUCCAAAGCCGUGCGACUCAGGUCCUUGUGUCCGUGGUACCUGUGUGGACUUGCUGAAUGACUACGCGUGUAUUUGUCCUGCUGGAUUUACAGGCAAGAACUGUGACACACCUGAAGAGCCUCCAAAGCCAUGCGACUCAAGUCCUUGUAUCCGUGGUACCUGUGUGGACUUGCUGAAUGACUAUGCGUGUAUAUGUCCUGCUGGAUAUACAGGCAAGAACUGUGAAACACUGAUCAAUUGCCCUCCGCCUACUCCGAUCGAAAAUGGUAAUGUGCGGACAUUCACGGCGACGUUUCAAGUCGGAAGUAGAAUCCGGUAUGAAUGCAAUCAAGACCACCGCCUUGAGGGACUACCAGAGGCUACUUGUGAAGCAGAUGGAAAGUGGUCUUCAGACCCCCCGAGAUGCAUUAGACUGGAAGAGCCUCAGACGCCGUGCGAAUCGGAUCCCUGCCUGCGUGGCAUCUGCGUAGACCUGGUGGAUGACUACAGAUGUGAGUGUCCCACCGGCUACACGGGAAAGAACUGUGAAACAUUGAUCAGCUGUGGAAAUCUAGAAGAAAUUGAAAACGGCGCAGUUGACUACAGUUCCACAACAGUCGGAAGCAGGGCUGUGCACACUUGUAACGCCGGCUAUAGGAUGGUGGGUGACAGCCAGGCUGUCUGCCAGGACACCGGAGAAUGGUCGGAGCAGCCAUCGUGCACGGUCAUAGCCAAGGCCCGCAACUGUCCCUUGCCCAGAGGUAUCUUCAAUGGACGUGUUACAUACACUGGCACUACAGCGGGAAGCAGAAUUCGAUACAGGUGCAACCGGGGAUUCAGGCUGGUUGGCCGGGCGAUAGCCACGUGCUUGGCUAAUGGACGAUGGACAUCAGCUGCUCCCACGUGUCGCAGUGUAGCAUCCUGUGGCGGUGGCUCCAGUAGUGAUGAUAACGGCUCUCGCAGCAGCAGUAGCUGUAGCAACAGCAACAGCAACAGUGAUGACUGAAGACCUCUUUGUUUCAGAGCUUAGCAAACUCAGACCGUGAAUUUUCUGAUUUUUUCACAUACACUUUCGUUUUAGAAAUGCAACAUGCUCUAUAAUGCUUGUAAUCUCAAUUCAUUUGAUCGUUUUGAGCGUACAUGUGCUUGUACAUUGAAGUAGCGGUUGUGUGAUAUCGCUUGCACUAACUUAGUGUAUCUGACAGGGUUGUAGUCAAGCAUAACAAGUCAUGUUAUAUAUGCAGUUGGGAAGUGGUUUUCCAUCAUCCACUACACACCAUAACUGCGCUCUCCAACCAACCUCAACACGUUGCCACAGCACACCACCAGCAAAGCGACACAUCCCGGUUGGUGCUGCUGCUUACCAUUUAUUUAGUUGUGAAGUACAAUAUCAAUAAUACAUUUGUAUACAUUAUA
This is a messenger RNA of Sycon ciliatum, 3616 nucleotides long. Its product is annotated as sushi, von Willebrand factor type A, EGF and pentraxin domain-containing protein 1-like. The record is from RefSeq and is a predicted model, not a curated record. The transcript has 23 exons. Gene Ontology annotation, molecular function: calcium ion binding. Bases 132 to 3206 code for a protein of 1024 amino acids. Lineage: Eukaryota; Metazoa; Porifera; Calcarea; Leucosolenida; Sycettidae.